This is a messenger RNA of Onthophagus taurus, 2404 nucleotides long. Lineage: Eukaryota; Metazoa; Arthropoda; Insecta; Coleoptera; Scarabaeidae. The record is from RefSeq and is a predicted model, not a curated record.
ACAUUAAAUUGAAUUAAAACUUUGUAAAAUGGCUCCCGAACUGUUUACCCUUUUAAUAACUCAAUAACUAAUCGUUGAAAUGAAGCAAAUAAGCCAAAAAUAUCACCGUAAAUCCCAUUAAAAGUAACUCACCGGUGUUUAUUUAUAAUAUUCCCAGUACAAAGAACGCUUAUAUUAACUGGUAAGAUAAGAAAAUAAUCGGAAUAAACUGGACAAAUACGAAGAAACCGCGUAAAAGGAACUAAAUUAUAACCUAAAAUAUCGCUUUAAACUUCAAAUCUAACCUAAAAAUCUGUUUACAUCGAAUGUAAACAAUAAACACUUAAUUUAUUUGAAAAAAAAUCGAAAAAUGCGUCAUUUAGAAGGUGUUGAAGUGCCCGUUAAAGCAUCAAAUGAUGAAAUGUUUGGAAUUAAACAAGAAGAUUUCGAAGAACUCACCUCUAGUAUUAACUUAAAGGUGGAAAUCCCUGAUAUAAGUUUAGAUGAUUGUGAACCAUUCAUGAAAACGGAAUUUGUUGAUGUAAAUGUUCCUUAUAACCUCGAUGAUGAUUUGGGGUUUGAUCUUGCCGAUGUUGAGAGUGAAAUUUGGAAGUUUUCUCAAAACGGGAAGAAAAGUGGGAGGAAAAAUAAAAGGAAAUCACAUGCCCCGCAAAAAAAUACUAAAAAGAAGGAAAUUUCAGUUAGAGAUGAUAAAGACGACGCUGCUAGUUUGGAGAAUCCCACUGAGAAAGAUGUUUUUAAUUCCAAUUCUGAGUUGCCGCAAAGUGAUCAAGUUUUAAAGGAUUUUGAUGAAGAUAAUAUUUUUCGAGGGUAUGCUGAUGAUAAAGGUGAUGAAAGCUUGGAAAUGAUCGACAACGUAAAAGAAGAAUUCCGCUCCCAUUGGGGUGUUAAAUGCAACAUGUGCGAAAAAGUUUUCCCAUACAGAGCAGAAUUCGACGAACAUUACACCUCAACUUACAACAUAACCCCCGUUUACACCUGCGCUUUUUGCAAUAAAACCAUCGAAAAAUACAGCACAUUUCGUUCUCAUUGUUAUCGCCAUAUCACCGAAGGAAGACACAAAUGUACAAAAUGUACCAAAGCUUUUUGCCUACAAAGUCUUCUACAAGUCCACAUUAUUAGUAAACAUGGCAAAGUUAAGCCGUUCUCAUGCGAAGAGUGCGGAAAAAACUUUAUGACUCAAGCUGGGUUGAAAAUGCAUUUAAGGAAACACCAAAGCGAAAUUAAAGAGGAUUAUCCCUGCGUUGUUUGCGGAAAAGUUUUACACACACGAGGGGGGCUUACAUCACAUAUGAAUGUGCAUCGAUUGGGACGACGAUUUAUGUGCGAUGUUUGUGGAAAAACUUUUACCCAAAAAGUUAAUAUGCAACAACACGCCAAACAACACACAGGAGAUAAACCUCAUCGAUGUGAUAAAUGCGGAAAAACCUUCGCUGAGAAAUCUCAUUUAGCUCGCCACUACAGUUUCCACAGCGAUCAACGCCCUUUUAAAUGCGAGGUUUGUAAUAAAAUGUAUAAAACCGAGCGUUGUUUAAAAGUACACAGUAUGGUUCACGCUGAAGAACGUCCUUUUAUUUGUACUUAUUGUAACAAAGGGUUUUUAAGCAGUACUAAAUUAAAGCAACAUUAUAACGUCCAUACAGGUGAGAGACCCUACGUUUGUAAAUAUUGCGAAAGAACGUUCACUAAUUACCCAAAUUGGUUAAAACAUAUCAGAAGAAGGCACAAAGUCGAUCAUAAAACCGGUAAAAAUUUAGAAACUCCCGAAACGAACACAAUAAAAAAAUCGGACGAACAACUCCCGAUUAUAACCCAAAAUAACCGUGUCGAAAAUAUUUCAACUCAAAUCGAAAACGUUAACGAUCCUCAAUCUUGUUGUUUACCUCAAGAUUUAAAUUCGGUUGUCGUUCCGGUUGACGCACAAACGGAAUUGACGUCGGAUUUAGUUUUGAGUAAAACGGAAGAGUUGAUACUUCAACAAACGUUUAUGCAAUAUCCGAUUAUUGAAGAUAAAUACAUGUUUAAUCCCGGCAUAGAUUUUUCGAAUAUCAAUAAUGUGAAUAACACGAUUAUUUUGCCGUUUUUCCCGAACGUAACGCAACCGGUUAAUACGACAACCGGAAACGUUGCGGUUAUGGUCAAUGAUAUUGCUCCGCAUUUUUUGGAAGCGCUUAAUCAAAACCAAUUACCUCCGCAAACACAAUGAAUUAAAAAUUUUAAAAUUUAAGGAUUAAAAUGAGGUUUUUAAUCAAAAAAUGAAAUUGUGCCAUCUUUUUUUUUUAUUUUAGGAGUUUCUAAAUUGAAUUUUAAACUACAUUAACCUUUCAGUAUAUGCCUGAAACUUUCUAGUUUUAGUUCUAGGUUUAGUGUUAGUUCCACUUUUAGUUCAAUAAAAAUAUUCAAU